UAAAAACGAUUAAUUCUAGAUCCAAUUCAUUUAAAUCAUUGAAAAGUUUUACACAUUUAUCGAAUUUUAAUUUCAUUAUAUUAAUAAGAAUGAAUUUAAUUUUAAUGUUCUCAAUAUUUAUUACACUUUACCUGAUAUCUGAUUCAAGUUGUAACGAUUAUCCAAAAGACGAGGAGAAAAUGACAGUUGCGAUUACUACAGGAUGGAAAUCUUUUAGAUGUAAUUAUUAUUAUGAAAAUGAUGAAGCAUUAACAAAUAAAAAACAUAUCUCGGUAAGCUGUUUAGGUCGUUCUGAUAUCGAAUUGUCGUACAAAUAUGGUGGUAUAAUAUUAAAUUCAGUUUAUGUCUGUCUUAUGGAACAACUUUAUAAGAAAUAUACAAAUGCAGCAAAUUUUUAUAUGAAUUUAAAUGAAUAUGAUCAAAAAUUGAAUGGCUUACAAAAAUUAUGGAAAAGUAUAACUAUGUUGAAAAUUUUGAUAGUCCAUAUGAUAAACGGCCUUAAGUUUUUUAACUUUGAGGAAAAAGCUGUGCUUUAUAAUCUUGAAAAUUUCAAAAAAUUUAUAGAUGAUAACACUAAUAUAGUAAAUUGUAAUGAGCAUAAUAUUGAUAAUAAGUUUAAUAGUAUAAUCAAUAUUGUAGAAUUUGACAAAACUCUAAAGGAAUUUAAACAAAGACACGUUGUUGAAGUCAGAGUAGAACUUGAGAUCGUUAAAUUUAUUAAUUCCCUAUGUGGAGUUCAUGAUACGAAAAUAAAUGAUAACGAAUUAAUUGAUCCUGACCAGAAUAAUUUUAAAAUAAUAAUUAAAAAUGGUAUUUAUUCAUUUUAUUCACAAUUUGGAUUACAAUACUAUAUGUUCAAUCAGAACAUUAAGGAAGAAGAAAAAUUUAAUUUCACUUUUAAUUUCUAUAAAGAAAAAAUUGACGGUUCAAGUAGUAACCAACUUAAAAUCAUCUCUAAGUAUUACAAAAAAAAAUUUAAAGAAUAAUUGUAAGAAUUAAAAAGAUUAAUAAAAGUAGAAAAAUAAUAAGUUAUAAAUAUAAAAAAAAUAUUUUCAUUUUAUUUAAAUAAUUGUAUUGGUACAAAACAAAAUUGUAAUAUGUUGAUGACUAUGUUGCUAACUUUUGUUUUCAAUAAUGUUUCUUAAGCGUGAAUCAAUCUUUACAUUAAAUUAUUCAAUAUAAAUUAUUAUGUAUGUAAUAAAAAAUAAUUACUAUUAUAAUAACUCAUAAAAUAAGCUUGAAAAUAAAUAUAAUAUUGGACAA
Molecule: messenger RNA, 1263 nt
Organism: Daktulosphaira vitifoliae (grape phylloxera)
Lineage: Eukaryota; Metazoa; Arthropoda; Insecta; Hemiptera; Phylloxeridae
Exons: 2
Coding region: 90-986 (298 amino acids)
Source: RefSeq, a predicted model, not a curated record